UUAUGUAACCAUACCAAACACAACAUAUCUUAUUUUGUAUGCUAUUUGACGCCUAGUCUAUGAGACCAGAUUGCUUGCUUAUGUAGCUUAUAAAUGGCAUGUAAUAUGACUAAAGUGAGGCAACAUUUUGACAUAAUGAAACAGAUAAUAUUCAAGGACAAUGUUCAGAUGUUCCCUGCAAUAAUAAAGAGCGUACACAAUGUGCUCUGUGACAGUCACAGCACCCUUCACACUGUCGCCUCUCCUUUGAGGGGUAAAAACUUGUUCAACCAAGUGUGAGAGAGCACUGAUGUGGGUUGUAAUAGAGAACUCAUUUUAUUGCCUUUGACAGCUAACAUUUCUGGCUUUCUAUGUUCAAUAUUGUAGUUAAGAAGACAAUUCUUCCGGCAUACACCUGUGUCUUGCGAGGCACUGGCUGCAUCCUGUCGGCCCUGCAGUCCCUGCUCUCUGUGCGCUGGGCCUGGUGUCCCAGGCUGGAGAACCAGGUCCAGAUCUUCUCUGUCAUGCAGUUCAUUGUCUCCUUCCUUAUCAUAGGCCCUAUAUGCUCUGUGGUGAUGCUGUACCUCCUCUGGACUGACUACUGGUGGGUCACAGCCUCAUACACCACCUGGCUCGUCUAUGACUGGAACACACACAAACAAGCUGGCCGAAGGUUCUCGUGGGUGAGGAACUGGACAGUUUGGACCUACUACCGGGACUACUUCCCUGUCCGACUCAUCAAGACUCACAACUUGUUGCCCAAUCGAAACUAUAUCCUAGGCUACCACCCACAUGGAAUCUUUUGUUUUGGAGCAUUUUGUAACUUUGCGACAGAAGCCAAUGGUUUUUCAGCCAAGUUCCCUGGAAUAACACCAUUUGUGGCUACCCUGGCUGGGAACUUCCACAUGCCAUUAGUCAGAGAGUACCUGAUGUCUGCAGGGAUUUGUCCUGUGAAUCGCGCCACACUGGAGUUCAUUCUGUCGUGUAAUGGGACAGGGAAUGCAGUCGUUAUUACUGUUGGAGGGGCAGCUGAAUCUCUGGACUGUACUCCAGGAGUUCAUUGUGUCACCUUAAAGAACCGCAAGGGCUUUGUGAAACUGGCUCUGCAACAAGGGGCUGACCUGGUGCCUGUGUACUCGUUUGGGGAGAAUGAUGUGUAUAAGCAGCUGAUACUGAAUGAGGGAUCGUGGUGGAGGCUGAUCCAGAGGAGGCUACAGAAGAUCCUUGGCUUUGCCCCCUGUGUGUUUCAGGGCCGGGGCCUCUUCUCCCCUGACACCUGGGGCCUGGUUCCCUUCUCCAAACCCAUCAAUUCAGUUGUUGGUAAACCCAUGGAGAUGCCCAAGAUCAGUUCACCCAGCCAAGAAGAAGUGAAUCAUUACCACACCAUGUACGUAAGCUCCCUUACACAGCUAUUUGACAAGCACAAGACCCACUUCGGGCUGAGGGACGGGGAUGUACUGGUGAUUCACUGAGGUGUGGUCAUACUCUGGCUGGGUCAGACACAAGUACUGCUCUUUGGCUGCUCCAGAUAUCACUUGUACAUAAUGACCUGAGCUGUGACUAACAGAAAAAUCUCACAGUUCAAAGGCUAUUUCAAAAAAAUAUAUAUAUAUAUUUAACCUUUAUUUAACCAGGUAGGCCAGUUGAGAACAAGUUCUCAUUUA
Molecule: messenger RNA, 1643 nt
Organism: Salmo salar (Atlantic salmon)
Lineage: Eukaryota; Metazoa; Chordata; Actinopteri; Salmoniformes; Salmonidae
Product: diacylglycerol O-acyltransferase 2
Biological process (GO): triglyceride biosynthetic process
Cellular component (GO): endoplasmic reticulum membrane
Molecular function (GO): diacylglycerol O-acyltransferase activity
Source: RefSeq, a predicted model, not a curated record